AUGGCCGAUGAUAAACCAUGCUUCAAUGCCUUGUCUUACCGGAAAAUCAUAGGAUCUCUUCAAUACCUUACCUUGACGCGUCCAGACAUCGCAUUCGCGGUCAAUGCUCUAUCUCAGCAUAUGCAUGAUCCAGCACCCUCUCAUACAGUUAUGUUAAGGAAAUUUAUUCGGUACAUUAAAGGCACAAUGGAGUUCGGUCUUCCGAUUACACGAUCAAAUUUGCUGCUCCGAACAUACUCAGACGCCGACUGGGCGUCAGAUCCAGUCACGAGAAAGUCUACUUCUGGGUUCUGCUCCUUCUUAGGCGAUACUCUGGUUUCGUGGACUGUUAAGAAACAGUCCACGGUGUCUCGCUCUUCCACCGAAUCAGAAUACCGUGCACUGGCUUUGGCAACCGCCGAUACUAUCUGGCUCAAAAAGCUUCUCGUCGACUUUCGCAUUGCUCAUUCUCAUCCCAUGGAUAUUUACUGCGAUAACACCUCCACCAUUGCUUUAGCAAACAAUCCGGUUUUUCAUGCCAGAACAAAGCAUAUAGAGAUCGAUCAAUGA
Molecule: messenger RNA, 549 nt
Organism: Dendrobium catenatum
Lineage: Eukaryota; Viridiplantae; Streptophyta; Magnoliopsida; Asparagales; Orchidaceae
Exons: 1
Coding region: 1-549 (182 amino acids)
Source: RefSeq, a predicted model, not a curated record